Molecule: messenger RNA, 1362 nt
Organism: Fusarium subglutinans
Lineage: Eukaryota; Fungi; Ascomycota; Sordariomycetes; Hypocreales; Nectriaceae
Product: CMGC SRPK kinase
Exons: 3
Coding region: 1-1362 (453 amino acids)
Biological process (GO): spliceosomal complex assembly; protein phosphorylation; regulation of mRNA processing
Molecular function (GO): ATP binding; protein kinase activity
Source: RefSeq, a predicted model, not a curated record
AUGUCCUCUCGCCCUCCUACGCCGCCUAACAAGCCCCCUUGGGAGGACGAGGACUUCCGAUUCGCGACGAACGGCACUGCUUGUGAAUGGGGUGAAGCCUAUCAUCCAGGCGGCUAUCACCCCGUUCACCUUCGUGAUGUGAUACAAGAACGCUACCGUAUUAUUCGUAAGGUAGGAUGGGGCCAAUACUCCACAGUCUGUCUUGUAGUUGAUACGAAGAUGAACCGCUAUGUGUCUUUGAAGAUCAUUCUUGCAACUCAGACAUACGAUGCAAGCAAAGAGGUUUCUAUUUAUACAUCUCACCUCCAAGACGAGUCCCCAUUUCUCGUACUUCUUCAUGACACGAUUAAGAUCAAGGGUCCCAAUGGGGAACAUGAUGGCCUUGUUUUUGAGACUAUGGGUCCAAACUUGACAACUCUUCUCAAGAUAAGGCCAGAGUUUCAGAUUGGCGAGCCUUGGGAGAGAAGGUUCACAAAGUCCUUCGCAAAGGAUGCGCUACGGGAUACUAUCCAGGCGCUGCACUUCCUUCACGAACACGGCGUUAUUCACGGCGAUCUACAUCCUGGUAACAUCCUUACUUGUGUAGAGAAACUGGAGGUCACUCUGAGUACAGAGAUGAACCUGAAGCAGCCUGAAAGUGAUGCCCAGCCUCUCAACCGUAAAGAUGGGAAACAGGAUCUUUGGGCCUCGUCAUAUCUUCUUGAGCCUCGGCCUUUGAGUGACUACUUCUCGUAUGGCCUCCAUCCUCUUGUGAAGCUCAGUGAUUUGGGCGGUGCAUUCGUUGCAGAAGAUCAUAUAAUGGGUGCUAAGGCUAUCACUCCGGUUGCCCUGCGAGCCCCAGAGACGAUUCUUGAUGAACACCUGGGUAAAGGUAUCGACACAUGGGCCUUUGGCUGUCUGGUAUUUGAGAUAAUCACUGGCCGGCCUCUGUUCGUAGCAAUCCAAUCUCUUGAGGGAGAGGACUACGAUGAGACCUCUAAUGAUGAGCAUCUCAUUCAGCUCUGGGAGGUUAUCGGGCCAUUACCCAAAUCACUACUUGAGAAGUGGCGUCGAGCAGAUCAAUAUUUUGAUAGAAGUGGCAAGAGGCUAGAAGUUAAGCCUCAAGAGAACGACUAUGUAAGCGGCGAUGAAGAUAUGAAUUCUGGCAAUGGGACAGACGAGGAAAGCGAUGGUCCUCCACUCGCAUAUCUUGGCGAAUUUCUUUCGCUCGAGGACCAGUUUAUGGCAGAGAGACCAGGUGACAUUGACGAGGCGGAAGCCAAGGAGAUAUUGGAGCUGUUACGAUGGAUAUUCCAGUACGAUCCGGUUGAUCGACCUUCAACCAGUGAUCUCAUCAAUCAUCCUUGGCUUCGUUCAACUUGA